This is a messenger RNA of Girardinichthys multiradiatus, 4636 nucleotides long. It is a transcript of the gene dmbx1a, whose product is annotated as diencephalon/mesencephalon homeobox 1a. Gene Ontology annotation, molecular function: RNA polymerase II transcription regulatory region sequence-specific DNA binding; DNA-binding transcription factor activity, RNA polymerase II-specific. Gene Ontology annotation, biological process: regulation of transcription by RNA polymerase II. The transcript is spliced from 5 exons. NCBI's taxonomy places the organism in Eukaryota, Metazoa, Chordata, Actinopteri, Cyprinodontiformes, Goodeidae. The record is from RefSeq and is a predicted model, not a curated record. Bases 265 to 1434 code for a protein of 389 amino acids.
UCUCGCGCACCAGCAGAUGGCGGUUUCCCACCGCUAGCGCGAGACGCUGAGAGAUCACAGGGGUACCGCGGAGCGCGCGUGAGUGAGCGAGUUGGACUUGAGGAGCAGCAGCCGAGCGGAGUCUGACCCGGUUGGAGGAACCGACACGUAAAUAAAGCGCAGAAACCGGAGAAACACCGAGUUCCGGAGCCUGGACUGUCUCUGUCCGCGGAGAAAGGGGCAGAAAAGAAGAAGCCUUCUGAUUUAAGGUGCCGACCUCUCAUCAUGCAGCACUACGGGGUGAACGGCUACUCUCUACAUGCCAUGAACUCCCUGAGCGCCAUGUACAACCUGCACCAGCAGGCCGCUCAACAGGCGCAGCACGCGCCCGACUACCGGCCCUCCGUGCACGCGCUCACCCUGGCCGAAAGACUAGCUGACAUCAUCUUGGAGGCCCGCUAUGGCUCCCAGCACCGCAAACAGCGCCGGAGCCGCACAGCUUUCACUGCUCAGCAGCUGGAAGCGCUGGAGAAGACUUUCCAGAAGACCCACUACCCUGAUGUUGUGAUGAGGGAGCGACUUGCAAUGUGCACCAACCUGCCUGAGGCCCGGGUGCAGGUUUGGUUCAAAAACCGCAGAGCAAAGUUUCGUAAGAAGCAGCGCAGCCUGCAGAAGGAGCAGCUUCAGAAACAGAAGGAUGUGUCAGGAGAAGGAGGAAGCGAGAAGGAGGAAACGUCUCCCUCAGCCACUGUCCUUCCUGACACCCAGCUCCCUCCUUCAUCCUCCUCCCCUUCCUCCUCUUCCUUGGAAACAGAAGUUCCUAUGGUCCGUCAUGUUCCUCUCGACCUGGAGUUGAACGUGACCUCAGCAGAGCAUUCUGGCAGCGACUCGGCAACAGAGGACAAUGCCACUGAUAGGGAGGAGGAGAGUAAAUCUAAUAGAGAGGAGAUAAAGUGUGAGACCCCAGUUGAUCCCUCCCCAGCUUGCAAAAGGCUCAGCCCCAAACUGGAUUCUCCGCUGGUCUCACCAUCAGUAACACCCUCCUCCUCCGGCAGCAGCAGCCUGGCUAACCCAGCUCCUCUCUCUCAGAGCCACUCUUACUCGUCCUCUCCCCUCAGCCUGUUUCGCCUGCAGGAGCAGUUUCGGCAGCACAUGGCUGCCACCAACAACCUGGUGCCCUACCCAGCGGCUUUUGACCUCACUGGUCCGUCAUCGCUCCCUUAUCUCGGAAUGAACGUGAACAUGCCCCCUACGCCUCUGGGCUCCCUGCCCUGUCAGUCCUACUACCAGUCCCUGUCCCAUCACGCCCAGCAGGUGUGGAACAGCCCUCUGCUGCAGGCUUCAACUGCAGCGGGACUCACCAGCCACAACAGCAAAACCACAAGCAUCGAGAACCUGCGUCUGAGAGCCAAGCAGCACGCAGCCUCGCUGGGACUGGAUACGCUGUCUAACUGAGACUUUGGAGGACGGUGUAUAUAAGGCGAGAGCCUCAACUUUCACAGCACCUAGCCAUCCGGCUAUAUGUCUUUGUGACCGUAAUAAUUGUACACCCAUGCAGUGCACCAGUAAGCUCGAUUGGAACGGGACAUAGACUGCCAACAGGGUUUGGACCUAGGAAGAUUGCACUUAAAGGGGUAGUUCAGGAUUUUUCAAUUGGGGUUUUGCUAAAAUGAUGUGAACAGUUAAUAUCUUGCUUGCAGAAGGUAACUCUCCUGGAGAGAUGCAUCAAUCAAUCAGUCAGAAUUUAAAGUUUUUAGUUUUCCCUUUAUCAGCUCUGGUCGGUGUUCAGCAAGACAAACACUGUACAAUAUAUAUUAUUGUAAUCGUUUAAGCAUGACAACUAAGAACUCCUACCGGUCUUUAAAUGCAUUAACCCACAACAUGUACUUUAAUGCUCUUUUUAAAAGUAGGUCUUGAGACAAUAAUUGGAAUCAGUCAAAAUCAGAAUUUGUAUGUUAGACCUCAAAGAAAACUAGAAGUCAAGAUCAGCCAGAAAGAGUCUUUUCAGUGCAUUUCUACUCUCUUGGUGUUUUCAUUCAAUACCAAUCUAGAUUAGUUGGUCCCAGAGGCUGAAGCUAACAGCUAGCCUGUGGGGGACCUAAACCAAAACAGAUUUCCUAACCUCUAACCCCGUCUUAAAGCUGCUUAUGUAAACACUAAUUUAUGAAUCUAUAGGCUUGCCACAUUUCAUUAGGCGGUUAUUAAUACAAAAAACAGUGAUUACUUACAUGAGUUGUGGAGGUAGGAGGUGUUGUGCGAACAGUAAUCAUCCUGUGAAAAAUAUACUGAGAACAGAAGAUGUAAAGCGUCUCCACUUAGCAUACCUAGCCAGUAGAAAAGUAAGACAGGAUCUUAUCAAAUCCAUAAAAUAGCUUUCACUUAAUUACAAAAACAAGGUUUUUGAUUUUAACACUGAUUUUCGUUGAUGACUGAACAGAAAUGGUUUACAUGUUCCAUUAUCAGGAAAUGUUUCUCACAGGAGCAUCAUUGGUGGCGCACCGCCUCCUACCUCUUCUUCUGAUUGGCUUCAAUCUAAACAACUGCCCAAUCAAGACUUGACGAUGGCUUGAAAGUUACAAAGAUGAUGUUCUCAAUUAAAAAAAAGAUUAUCCCUAGAACUUAAAAGUAAGUAUCCAAACUAAUAAGAUUCUUUCUUAUUAGUUUGGAUACUAUUAUAUGUCUGAGAAAUUGUGUUGCCUUUCAAUAAAUAGUUGCAUGUUAGAUGAUGCUGAUUUCAUUUUAUUUAUAAAGUAAUAAUUAAACAAUUAAUUAAGGUAGAACAAUAACUGUAUAUAAAUGUUUUUUAAAUGUUUCUUCAACAUUUGAGUACCACACCGAUAGAUUUAGAUGUAAAGAUUUGUUCUUGAGGGAAAACCCGUUGUUGCAGAACAUAUUUUACAGACUUCAUAAAACACAAAAAUUCCAAUAAAUUCUGCUGUCUCCAAUUUGUAAUUUUUUUUUUUGCUUUUUCCAAAAAAAAAAAAAUAUAUAUAUAUAACAUACUCACAAACUGCUGUGACGUUUUAGAGUUGUUUUUAAUCUGUCCAGGUCUAGCCACUAGCUACAGACUCCGGUACCAACCACUGUGAAUCUCUGCUAAAUUCAGUUCAAUUCAGUUUUUUUUGUAGCACAAAUUCACAACAAAUGUCACCCUAAGGCUCUUCGAAAAGGACAGAUUUACACUCAGUAAAGAUGCCAGGAGUUACCUACUACAGGUAAGAUAUUAACUGCUUCUAACCUUUUACCAGAACCAUACUUCAAAAUCCUGAGCUGUCUUCUUUGGUGAGCUGUUCAACUCCUCAUGGCUCCUGCUCCAGCUCACAGCCCAAAAGUAAAUCCUUCUGUAAAAAUAUUAUUAAUGAUAAUACAACCUUUAUAAUAAUGAACAUGCUACACUAAAGGGCAACAGUUCAAGUGAAUGUCUGAACUCAAAUGACAAUAAGCACAUUUCACACUAAAAUAUGAUGUACUCAGCUGAAAUGUGAAUAUCCUGAACAAUUAAAACGCCUAUCUAAAAACGAUGUCAACAGCUGAUGAUAACUGCACUCAGUUUCUGUGACAAUGCAGAUGAUGUUUACAAGAGUACUGGGAAUAAAAGAGGCACUUUGGAGGGCAUCCCAAAUCAUCAGAAGAGUGACAAGAGUUUUCAUGUAGGCAAAGUGCUUGGGCACAAAUGACGUACAACAUAACAACAAAAUAAUAAAUAUAAACCCAGGCUUUGCUGUGCUCAGCAAAAUCAUUCUAAGCAACUAAUUUCCCAGAGUAAAUUGGCAGUGAUGUGAUGUUUUCUGCAGAGGCUGGCUUGAUAAUGAGGAAAUGAUUUCAGUGACUCAAUUUUAAGAGCUUUUAAUUACUCUUGGGCCAGGGCCGAGGGAGCUGGGGCAAACGCAGUUAUAAACAUGCAUACCAUUUUAAGCAGCUUGCGUUCUGGAAACCUAAAACAUUAUUUUGGCGUGAAUUCAGCAAUAUGCUUCGCAAAGAAAAUGAAGAAACAAAUCUUCUCACCCUCACAUUGUGUUGAAGCUACAUCUCCCAGAAGGUCACGCUAAUUGUGAGCACUUGAUUAGGGAAGUUCUUCCAUUUUCUGUUCAUGUGUACUGCAAGAUUUUGUGUUCAAAUGUAAAAAAAAAAAAAGCACAUUAUUUUUUAAAUAUGACAUACAUAAAAAGUCUAUCUAUUAAUGUUUACUUGUAAGGUAAUGUAAACCUUCUUAUCAUGAUGUAUAACUGAUGGUGGACUUCCACUUUUUAAGGUAAUACUUGUUGAGCUUCUGGUUAAAGUCAUUUUUAAAAAUAUACCUACCUUUGCUUCUGGUAUUAAAUAAGGCACAUGAAAAAAUAUUUUGUUCUAGAACAUUAGCAAUGGGUCCGGACUGAAAGGUUGAAAAAAUAAAUGAACAUGAAUAAGAUUUCAGAGAAUAAAUAACUCGUGGCCCCUUGUGUACCUGUCUUGACUUUGUUUCGGUUCUCUUGUUGUUUUAAUGCUGUUCUCUUGACUGUUUCUGUCAAACUUGCUGGUUUAAGUGAUGAAUAGAUUUCUGAUGGUGGAGAAAAGCGUGACAGGAUCAUCUGUACAGAUGUUUCCACUGUUUCUCCCAAUAACGUAGACUUGAACUAGUGUUGUUGUAAAGUAUCUGCAAAUAAAAACUUUGCUUGGA